AUGCAAGACAACAAUCUUAAAAACAUAUCUACGGGUGAACCUACCUACUGGCCUACCGACAGAAAUAAAAUAUCAGAUGUGGUAGAUUUUGGUGUCGCCAUGGGUUCCCCAAACAACCACUUGAUAGAUUUUGUUUUAAUAGAAGUACGUUCCGAAAUCCUUCACAGACCACCAUCUGCUACAAUACCUAACAAAUUCACAAACUGA
Molecule: messenger RNA, 207 nt
Organism: Diabrotica balteata
Lineage: Eukaryota; Metazoa; Arthropoda; Insecta; Coleoptera; Chrysomelidae
Source: the annotation of a GenBank genome assembly